AAUCUGAGUUUCGCGCGUAGAAUAUCUCCUCGUUCAGUAUCAGCAAUAACUCUCACCUAAAAUUAUAUUUAUCUGCGUUAUUAAUGGACAUAAUUUAAUUAGACAGAGAUGGAUACGGCUCGAUAUAUAUUGUACACGCGGUAGAAAUGAGAGUGACAGUAGUCAAUACGGGACAAGAUGAGAAAAGGGGUUUCCUCGUGCUCAGAGGGCGCUGCUGAUAGUAACGCGGGGUGUUCCGAGAGUAGCUCGUGCGUACGGACCAUCAGCCCUUCGUCCUGUUAGUGCAGGGCUGUGAAAGUCCGGUCCUCCGAGCCGACUGACGGUCUCAAGUGCGUCAUACCCCCUCCGGACCCUCAACAACCGGGACAGAGCGGAAAUGGAAGCCCGAACGAGUUCAGGCAAAGAGAAGGCUGGAGCUGGAAGCCAGUAACUCUCAGGACCUUCAGCAUGGUGGCAGGACUGCCAAAGCCAAGAAGCCAAUGGCCUCUCUAUCUCACACUGGAGGAAAGACUCCCACCCCCAAUCCCAUAGCACACAAGAUCCUGUUCGAGAAGUCGCGCUAUGACACCUCGCUCGGCUUCUUGACGCAGAGGUUUGCGGAGCUGCUGAGGUGCUCCGCUGACGGGGUGUUGGACCUAAACCUAGUCGCCCAGCAGCUCAAUGCCCCUAAGAGACGUGUCUACGACGUCACCAAUGUCCUGGAAGGGAUCCAACUCAUCAAGAAGAAGUCUAAAAACUGCGUUGAGUGGUUGGGCGGCCAGGUGAACGUGCACAUAGAUCAGCAGCUGAAGGCUCUCGUUGAGGAGGAGAGGACGCUGGACGAGAUGAUCCAAAGCUGUACGAGGCAGGUUCACCAGAUGUGUGAGAACAGUCACAGUCGGAGAUUUGCGUAUUUGACUUACGAGGACGUCCAAAGGAUUCCCAGUUUGAAAGAACAGACUGUGAUCGUGAUCAAAGCCCCUGCAGAGACAAAACUGGAAGUGCCACACCCAGAAGAGAGCCUCCAGGUCCACCUCAGCAGCACACAGGGGCCCAUUGAGGCGUUCCUCUGCUCUGAUGACCCCAUCCCUAUGGAAGCCACAGACAGCUCUGUGGCCAAUGGCGGCCACUUAAACUCAUCUGCCAAUGGGAACGGCUCCGCCCCCCUCUUGCCUUACCCGUCCUUCGUCCAGGUGUCUUCCAAAGACAAUGCUAAUUGUACUUCUGGAAACAAUAGUAUCUCCAACCCGCUGUCCGAGCAGAGACAACGCUCAUCACCAGCUACCGUCACCCCCACCUCCCCCCAACCCCCCUCUGAAGAUCAACAGAGCUUUGUCACCCUCUCUCCACCUCUGGCCUUCUCUCUUGAUGGGGAGGAGUAUGUCCUGAGCCUCGCUGAGGAUGAGGGCAUCACUGACCUCUUCUCCGCUGUUGACCUGGACCAAUUGCCCCUGGAUAUGCCCCUCUAAACAGCUUUUGUUUUGGAAAUACAAUAAUUUUGGAGGCAGUGGCCAUCUUCCCACAAAAAGGAUAUCAAGCGGACGCAAUAAAAGAAGAAAGUACUGAUUUGAAAGUGAGUUGUUUUUUUUUUUUUUUUUUUUUUUUUUUUUUUUUUUUUUUUUUUUUUUUUGAUGUCUGCCUAUCCUGGACGAUGUGACUGGGAUUACCUGACACUCCAUUAUGUGGAGGAGGUUACCCAAAAGCAUCACAUUGGAUUGGUCUUGGAAUAGCUGUGUAUUUCGAAAGAAAGUGAGAUCUUUUUAUGGCUUUCUUGUUGUCUUUAGGACUUACACUGACAUGCAUGUUGUUAGACAAAACACUUUGUCUCCGAUCUUUAAUCUGUUACAUUUCUGUGUGUCCUUCCUAAGUGUCCUUCUCUAAUCUCAGAGCCUUGCUGUCUCAACAGAGGACUUAUUCUUGACCAUUAAUGUCACGACAUCCUGUAGUGAUGGUCUGGAAAGACAUGGAUGGCAUUUUGUAUCGUGAUCACAAAGGAGCCUUCACAACAAAGCUUAAUGAUUUAGACACCUAUUUCACAUUAAGAGGUGUUGAUUAAAAGCAUUAAAAAUGCAAAGAACCCACAUGUCAUGUGUUGGCUCUGCUAUAAGGGAUGCACUGAUCCAACUGUUUCUCACCUGAUACCGAUUCCAAUACCUAAACUCGGGGUAUCUUAUUCCUGUCUUUUUUGCAAAUAUAAAAUCUGUAUACCUCACUGUGGAAUUCCUUGGAAUCAUUUUUAAGUAAGGUUACAUGAGGCUAGGGUUUGUUGUGGCACUAAAAACUGAGUUGGCGGCCCGGCAUGACUGAAUGACUGUCUGAAUGAACUGACAUUGGAUACACUGAAAUUUAUAAUCACAUUGACAUUGUGAUCAUGCAAAACUUUAAUGGAGUUUCCCAAAGUUUGACAUUUAACCAUUUUUUAAAUUCCUCUGUUGUUGGGAGUGGUUUGUCUAGAUUGUUACAAUACUUGUUGAUUAUUAGGGAAACAUCUUGCAGCUCUCCUGAUCAAGUCAUCAUGUUCCUGUUUAAGUUGCCCAACAUCUAGGCCAGUAGGUUGUGCAGGUACUGUAACGCAGCCUGUCUUCACCUGCGUCACUGUUUAGAGGCAUGGAAUUGUCUACUGACAACACACCGAACAACUGAAAGCACUGGCUUACCUUUUCUUCACGUUGAAAAACUUUUAGCGUUUCCAUAUAAAAACAUGUCCUCGAUCGCAAAGAAAUUUACAGUGUGACAAUCCGUAUCAGGUGAGCACAACUCUGAUAGUGUCAAUUUAGGUGGGUGUAUAUUAAGGACAUGUGCAGGUGUUUGCCAUCAAACUGAAAACUUGCAAUGCUCCAUUGAGCUUCUUAUGAGUGCAGAAGACUGAGUGCUCUCAAAAGGCAGUGUUUAGAAAACUGUAAAACUCUUAAAUGAAUAGCAGUGAUAACUUUGUUUCUCUCACUCAUUUGUUCUUAUCGUUUCUUCUCAAAACCAAAUGUGGGCAGUCUCAGACCUGAAAUACAGCCUGACAGUUUCUGAGAUUUUUGCUCUUUAUAGCAAAUAAAAUCCACUACGAGGAACUGCUAACAACUGUUGAAAUCUGAGCUGUUUUAAGAAUGACCAUCUACCCCAGUAUGGUCCUAUUGUGGUUGGAGGAGUAUUGUUACUGGAAAAAUGAAUCUAUGAAAACCGUGAGCAUUUUUAAAUGUGUGGUCUAAGGUCUAAUCUAGACUUGAGAUGGUGUUUUUAAAAAAUCUCCUGUCCUUAAUGUCAUGGCUUUACCUGUUGUAUUCAAUGACCCCUCAGCUUCUUACUUACUUGACAGACCACUUGGUGUAACAAAUACUAUGUACCAAAUUUGAGCCUUAUGCACCUUUUUGUACCUUUAGGACUAAAUGGCUUUUAUGCAGCUCAUAUUCUUAGUUCUGGCGAAAGUAAGUACUUUUAUCAAGCAGUAAUAAAUGGAAGCAUUUGGUGUGGUAUGGAGAUGUUGGAAAGAUAUUUGAAAAAAAAAAAUAAAGUGUGUGUUCGUUAA
Siniperca chuatsi (mandarin fish) is the source of this 3496-nucleotide messenger RNA. RefSeq names its product E2F transcription factor 3 (gene e2f3). NCBI's taxonomy places the organism in Eukaryota, Metazoa, Chordata, Actinopteri, Centrarchiformes, Sinipercidae. Gene Ontology annotation, biological process: regulation of transcription by RNA polymerase II. The coding region runs from base 480 to 1448 and encodes 322 amino acids. The transcript is spliced from 7 exons. Gene Ontology annotation, molecular function: DNA-binding transcription factor activity, RNA polymerase II-specific; protein dimerization activity; RNA polymerase II cis-regulatory region sequence-specific DNA binding. The record is from RefSeq and is a predicted model, not a curated record. Gene Ontology annotation, cellular component: RNA polymerase II transcription regulator complex.